Messenger RNA from Hyaloscypha bicolor E, 462 nucleotides. RefSeq lists its product as uncharacterized. The coding region runs from base 1 to 462 and encodes 153 amino acids. The record is from RefSeq and is a predicted model, not a curated record. Lineage: Eukaryota; Fungi; Ascomycota; Leotiomycetes; Helotiales; Hyaloscyphaceae. The transcript is spliced from 3 exons.
AUGGCCACUUUAAGCGUUAUGACCAUGGAUAUCGUGCCUAGUGUCCAUUGCCCGCUAAACCAGGUGGAUAUAUACCUGUCUUUCACCACUGCCACGAGCCUCCCUCGCAUUGAUGCUGACCUAAAGGUGCCCGAUGAGGACCGCAAGGCCCUAGUUCGCAUGAUCGUCGACCACAAUAUGGUCGGCAAGCUGGCUAUCUAUCUGCUCCAUAGCCACGAACCCCUAAAGCCAGGCGAGGUCAAGCUCGAGAACAAGCUCGAAACUGCCCCCGGCAACCUCCAUGGCCUGGCUUUUAAGAUCGAGCUUAAGGGCGGCGAGAAUGAAACUCUCUGUCUUAUCCCAUACGAAUUUGCCAAGGGACCGUCGCCCGUCGCUAAAGACGACAUAAAAGUCUUAGACUAUAUAAUGGUGCUAGCCAAUUACAUUAUUAAGCGUGGCUUGGCCGACGUCCUCGCGCUCUAA